AUGGAGGAACUCGAGCGUCUCUCGCUAGUGUCGAGAGUAUGUGUUGAACUCGACAAUCACUUUGGUCUGGCAGAUAAGGAUGUUGCAGAAUUUGUCAUAUAUUUGGCCACCGAAAAUCCAACUUUUGACAAAUUCAAGAAGUCGAUUAUGAAAGAAGGAUUGGCUGAUCAGUUUGAUGAUUCUCUAUUAGCAAAUCUCCUUCGCAUUAUACAACAUAUGCAGCUGAAAAAGAAAGAUGUAGCCAACGUUAAAACUCUUUCCGAUGAUAAGGAAUUGCUUCGCGAAACACUUCCAGCUCUUGCGAUGCCAAAUGUCGAUGCAGAUAAACUGAUGACUGAACUAGAGGGCUUGCAGACAAAAUGGAAGGAAGAAAAAGCAGAAAUUGCGGAUAAGUCGAAUAAAAAGGGAAGACGCAGGCAUCGAUCAAGAAGUGUGGACAAUGAAAUAAGAAAGUAUCGUUGUUCCUCUGACGAUAGGAAGGAUAAAUAUUCGUAUGAGCGUAAGCAUGGGCGAAGUCCCACUGACAGAGAUCGAAGAAAAAGACGAAGUAAAGAUUGGAGUGAAAAGCAUGAUGUGUUAAGUCGAUAUCGCAAAAGUAGAUCACGUUCUUCCGAAAAUAGGAGGACGAGAAUUAAUCUCGCUCCUGUCGUUGGUCACAUUUACAGUGGUCGAGUGACAAGCAUUCAAAACUUUGGAGCCUUUGUACAGUUGGAAGGCUUACGUCAGCGCUUCGAAGGCCUUCUACAUAUAUCGCAGAUCAGGCAGGACCGAAUAAGUGCUGUCUCUGAUGUGUUAAAACGGAACCAAAAGGUCAAGGUUAAGGUUAUUAAAUUCGAGUUGGGAAAGAUUGGUUUGUCAAUGAAAGAGGUUGACCAGGAAACAGGAGAAGAUCUUAAUCCACAUGAACCUACACCACUUGCAGAUGGUGCUCGUGUACUUCGCAAUCCCGAAGCACCAUGGAUAGAUCCUUCUACUUCCCGCAAUCCAGAUGAUGUGUCUGUCACUCAGUCGAAAAGUGUGGUGAAAAGUCGUGUUCGUUUAACGACUCCUGAAAGAUGGGAACUGAGACAAAUGCAGGGUGGGGGAGCGAUAACUAAUGCUGAUUUGCCUGAUUUUGAUGAGGAGCUAGGUGUUCUCAGGAAUUAUGAUGAGGAAAGUGAUGGUGAAGAUAUCGAAAUAGAAAUUGUUGAGGAAGAGCCGGAAUUCUUACGUGGUUACGGAAAAUGUAUGUUAGAUCUCGAACCAGUAAAAGUUGUGAAGAAUCCGGAUGGAAGCCUGGCGCAGGCAGCCUUAAUGCAGAGUGCACUUUCAAAAGAACGGCGAGAUCAGAAAUUGCAAGCACAACGUGAGCAAGAAUCUCAUUCUCAGCGUAGUGGUCUUUCGUCCACUGCCAGAAUCAAUGAUCCUAUGGCGGAAUUAUCCAUACAGUCCUCAAUGGAUGCCUCGGGAUCAAGCCAAAGACAAAAGGAAAUGCCGGAAUGGUUACGACACGUAACUGCCGGUGGAAAAGCGACAUACGGGAAACGAACAAAUAUGUCACUUAAGGAACAGCGCGAAUCGCUUCCAAUUUUUGGACUGAAAAAGGCGCUUCUGGAAGCAAUUGCCGCACAGAAUAUUUUGAUUGUCAUUGGUGAAACUGGAUCCGGAAAAACGACUCAAAUUACUCAGUACAUGGUGGAAGUUGGAUAUGCUGCUCGUGGCCGAAUUGGAUGUACCCAACCGAGACGUGUGGCUGCCAUGUCUGUUGCAAAACGCGUUGCCGAAGAAAUGGGCUGCAGACUUGGUUCCGAAGUUGGUUACACUAUUCGAUUUGAGGAUUGUACAAGUCAAGACACUGUAGUGAAAUACAUGACGGAUGGUAUGUUGCUUCGAGAAUGCUUGUUGGAUCCGGAUUUAACAUCUUAUUCGGUAAUAAUGCUGGACGAAGCUCACGAAAGAACUAUCCAUACUGAUGUUUUAUUUGGACUACUUAAAGCCGCAGUAAAGAAACGACCGGAACUCAAGCUAAUUGUUACCAGUGCCACUUUGGACGCUGUCAAAUUCUCCGAGUACUUUUAUGAAGCCCCUAUAUUUACAAUACCUGGUAGAACGUUUUCUGUUGAAAUUCUUUAUACACGUGAACCAGAAACGGAUUAUUUGGAUGCUGCACAUAUAACUGUCAUGCAAAUCCAUCUUACGGAACCCCCGGGUGAUAUCCUUGUGUUUCUCACUGGACAAGAAGAAAUUGAUACUUCUUGCGAGGUUUUAUACGAGAGGAUGAAAAGUCUUGGUCCAGAUGUGCCUGAACUGAUAAUUUUACCCGUAUAUGGUGCACUGCCGAGCGAAAUGCAGACACGAAUAUUUGAACCUGCACCACCGGGCAGUCGAAAAGUGGUAAUUGCAACCAAUAUUGCUGAAACUUCAUUGACAAUUGAUGGGAUCUAUUAUGUGGUUGAUCCAGGUUUUGUAAAACAAAAAAUAUAUAAUCCAAAAAGUGGCAUGGAUUCACUGGUGGUUACACCAAUUUCUCAAGCACAAGCUAAACAGAGAGCGGGUCGAGCAGGUCGUACGGGUCCUGGAAAAUGCUAUAGACUUUAUACUGAAAGAGCUUAUAGAGAUGAAAUGUUGCCGACACCUGUGCCUGAAAUACAGAGAACAAACCUUGCAUCAACACUGCUGCAGCUAAAAGCUAUGGGAAUUAACAAUUUAAUUGAUUUUGAUUUUAUGGAUGCACCGCCAGUGGAAGCUAUGAUUACAGCCUUGACGCAGUUGCACACUUUAAGUGCUCUUGACAAUGAUGGAUUGUUGACUAGACUUGGCAGAAGGAUGGCUGAAUUUCCACUGGAACCUAGUUUGUCAAAGCUGUUGAUCAUGUCGGUGGAUUUAUGUUGUUCGGAUGAAGUGCUCACUAUUGUUUCAAUGUUGUCAGUGCAGAAUGUUUUCUACAGACCAAAAGACAAACAAGAAAUAGCAGACCAGAAGAAAGCGAAAUUUCAUCAACCCGAAGGUGAUCACUUAACGCUAUUAGCUGUUUACAAUUCUUGGAAACAUCAUCAUUUUUCUCAGCCAUGGUGCUACGAAAACUUCAUCCAAAUCCGAACUUUAAAAAGAGCACAGGAUAUUCGAAAACAAUUGCUUAGUAUCAUGGACAGACAUAAACUGAACACAAUAAGUUGUGGUCGAGAUGUGCAACGCAUACAGAAAGCUAUAUGCUCAGGGUUUUUUCGAAAUGCAGCCAAGCGAGAUCCGCAGGAAGGAUAUAGAACAAUCGUGGACGGUCAAAAUGUUUAUAUUCAUCCUUCUAGUGCUUUGUUUCAAAACCAACCAGAGUGGGUUGUUUAUCAUGAGCUUGUGAUGACAACAAAAGAAUACAUGCGUGAGGUAACUGCUAUCGAACCGAAAUGGUUAGUAGAAUUCGCACCGUCUUUCUUCAAAAUGGGCGAUAACACAAAAUUAUCUGCAUUUAAAAAGAACCAGACGAUUAAUCCUUUGUAUAAUAAGUAUGAAGACCCGAAUGCUUGGCGUAUCACACGACUGAAAAAGAAGAUCUACAAUCCAAACAGAUAA
Molecule: messenger RNA, 3546 nt
Organism: Brugia malayi
Lineage: Eukaryota; Metazoa; Nematoda; Chromadorea; Rhabditida; Onchocercidae
Gene: Bma-mog-5
Exons: 21
Coding region: 1-3546 (1181 amino acids)
Biological process (GO): spliceosomal complex disassembly; mRNA splicing, via spliceosome
Cellular component (GO): intracellular anatomical structure; catalytic step 2 spliceosome
Molecular function (GO): ATP binding; RNA helicase activity; RNA binding
Source: RefSeq, a predicted model, not a curated record